This is a messenger RNA of Malurus melanocephalus (red-backed fairy wren), 2636 nucleotides long. RefSeq names its product dedicator of cytokinesis protein 1-like. Gene Ontology annotation, biological process: cell migration; small GTPase-mediated signal transduction. The record is from RefSeq and is a predicted model, not a curated record. Gene Ontology annotation, cellular component: plasma membrane; cytoplasm. The annotation marks the transcript as partial. Gene Ontology annotation, molecular function: small GTPase binding; guanyl-nucleotide exchange factor activity. The transcript has 23 exons. Lineage: Eukaryota; Metazoa; Chordata; Aves; Passeriformes; Maluridae.
AGUCUUCCUGCGAGCAAUUAAUCAGUAUGCAGAUAUGCUAAACAAAAAAUUCCUUGAUCAAGCCAACUUUGAGUUACAGCUCUGGAACAACUAUUUCCACCUGGCUGUUGCUUUUCUCACACAAGAAUCUUUGCAACUGGAGAAUUUUUCGAGCGCUAAAAGAGCAAAAAUCCUGAACAAGUACGGGGACAUGAGGAGGCAGAUUGGGUUUGAAAUCAGGGACAUGUGGUACAACCUGGGUCAGCAUAAAAUCAAGUUCAUCCCRGAAAUGGUGGGGCCAAUCCUGGAAAUGACACUGAUCCCAGAAACGGAGCUGCGGAAAGCCACCAUCCCGAUCUUCUUUGACAUGAUGCAGUGUGAAUUCCACUCCACCAGAAGCUUCCAGAGGUUCGAAAACGAGAUCAUCACCAAACUGGAUCACGAAGUGGAAGGGGGCCGCGGAGACGAGCAGUACAAAGUGCUGUUUGACAAAAUUCUCUUGGAGCACUGCAGGAAGCACAAGUACCUGGCCAAGAGUGGGGAGACGUUUGUGAAGCUGGUGGUGCGUCUGAUGGAGAGGCUGCUGGACUACAGGACCAUCAUGCACGAUGAGAACAAGGAGAACCGCAUGAGCUGCACCGUCAACGUGCUGAAUUUCUACAAGGAGAUCGAGAGGGAAGAGAUGUACAUAAGGUACCUGUACAAACUGUGUGACCUGCACAAGGAGUGUGAUAACUACACCGAAGCUGCCUACACCCUGCUCCUGCACGCCAAGCUCCUCAAGUGGUCAGAAGAAGCGUGUGCAGCGCAUCUCACCCAGCGGGAUGGAUACCAAGCUGCUACCCAAGGACAGCUGAAAGAUCAGCUCUAUCAAGAAAUUAUCCAUUACUUUGACAAGGGCAAGAUGUGGGAAGAGGCCAUUGCCUUGGGUAAAGAACUUGCAGAGCAGUAUGAAAAUGAAAUGUUUGAUUAUGAACAACUCAGUGAACUGCUGAGAAAACAAGCCCAGUUCUAUGAAAACAUCGUGAAAGUGAUAAGACCAAAGCCAGACUAUUUUGCUGUUGGGUAUUACGGCCAGGGAUUCCCGACGUUCAUAAGGAACAAGGUGUUCAUCUACCGGGGCAAGGAGUACGAGCGCCGCGAGGAUUUCGAGGCGCGGCUGCUGACGCAGUUCCCCAACGCUGAGAAGAUGAAAACAACGUCACCACCGGGCGAGGACAUCAAAACCUCCUCUGGCCAGUAUAUUCAGUGCUUCACUGUAAAACCCAAACUGGAUUUACCCUCGAAGUUUCACAGGCCAGUGUCAGAGCAGAUCGUGAGUUUCUACAGGGUGAACGAAGUCCAACGCUUUGAGUAUUCGCGUCCCGUUCGAAAAGGAGAGAAAAACCCAGACAAUGAAUUUGCAAACAUGUGGAUUGAGAGAACCGUCUACGUGACAGCCUACAAAUUACCAGGGAUCCUGAGGUGGUUUGAGGUCAAAUCAGUUUUCAUGGUGGAGAUCAGCCCCCUGGAGAACGCCAUCGAAACCAUGCAGCUGACCAACGACAAGAUCAACAACAUGGUGCAGCAGCACCUCAACGACCCCAACCUGCCCAUCAACCCCCUGUCCAUGCUGCUCAACGGCAUCGUGGACCCYGCUGUCAUGGGUGGCUUUGCCAACUACGAGAAGGCUUUUUUUACUGAGAAAUACAUGCACGAGCAUCCAGAGGAUCAUGACAAGAUUGAAAAGCUGAAGGAUCUGAUUGCUUGGCAGAUCCCAUUCCUGGCCGAGGGCAUCCGCAUCCACGGGGAGAAGGUGACAGAAGCACUGAGGCCGUUCCACGAGAGGAUGGAGGCRUGCUUCAGGCAGCUCAAGGACAAGGUGGAAAAGCAGUACGGCGUCCGCGCCAUCCUGGCGGGUCUGGACGAGCGGAGGGGCAGCCGGCCCCGCUCCAUGGUCAGGUCCUUCACCAUGCCAUCGUCAUCCCGGCCCCUGUCCGUGGCUUCUGUGUCCUCCCUGUCCUCAGACAGCACCCCAUCCCGGCCUGGCUCUGAUGGGUUCGUGCUGGAGCCCCUCCUGCCWAAAAAGAUGCAUUCUAGGUCGCAAGAUAAAUUGGACAAGGAUGACCUAGAUAAAGAUAAAAAGGAAAAGAAGAAGGAGAAGAGGAACAGCAAGCAUCAAGAGAUAUUUGAUAAAGAAUUUAAAUCUACUGAUAUUUCUCUGCAGCAGGCUGAAGCAGUGAUCCUUUCAGAAACGAUCAGCCCCCUGAGGCCGCAGAGACCCAAGAGCCAGGUGCUGACAGCCAUGGGCGAGCGUCGCUUCUCCGUGUCGCCGGCACCGCCCGGCUCGCAGCUGACACCGCCACCCAUCACCCCGCGGACCAAACUCGCCUUCAGCAUCCAGCCCGGUCUGGAGCUGAAUGGGAUGUCCAGCUCUGACAUCCCCGACGUUCCCCCUCCUCUGCCCCUCAAAGGAAGCACGGCYGACUACGGGAACCUCAUGGAGAGCCAGGAGCUGAUCAGCCCCACCACGUCCCCCCCUGCCCACCAGCGGCAUCUGCCUCCUCCUCUCCCCAGCAAGACUCCUCCACCUCCGCCUCCCAAGACCACUCGGAAGCAAACAUCUGUUGACUCUGGGAUUGUCCAGUGAAGAAGGAAGCGGGUUUUUUUUUUUUUUU